GAGGCGCGCCGGGGCGGCUGGAGCUGUUCCCUCUCAGGCGGCGCCAUUUUGUGCUAGGAGCUUAGAUAAAACCGGCUCGGGUCUGUGUGGAGUGAGCGGCCGAGCCAGGGUCCCUGGAAUGGCGGAGAUUCUGUCAGGGCUAGGAGAUUCGGGUGCAGGGGGCGCAGCGGCUCUGAGCUCCGCCUCGUCGGAGACCGGGACGCGGCGCCUCAGCGACCUGCGGGUGAUCGAUCUGCGGGCGGAGUUGAGAAAACGGAAUCUGGACUCGAGCGGCAACAAGAGCGUUCUGAUGGAGCGGCUGAAAAAGGCAAUUGAAGAUGAAGGUGGUAAUCCUGAUGAAAUUGAAAUUACCUCUGAAGGAAAUAAGAAAACAUCAAAGAGAUCCAGCAAAGGGCGUAAACCAGAGGAAGAGGGUAUAGAAGAUAACGGUCUGGAGGAAAAUUCUGGGGAUGGACAGGAGGAUGUUGAAACCAGUUUGGAGAACUUGCAGGACAUUGACAUGAUGGAUAUCAGUGUGUUGGAUGAAGCAGAAAUUGAUAAUGGAAGCGUUGCAGAUUGUGUAGAAGAUGAUGAUGCUGAUAAUCUCCCAGAGUCACUGUCUGACAGUAGAGAGCUAGUCGAGGGAGAAAUGAAAGAGCUUCCGGAGCAGCUUCAAGAACAUGCUAUGGAGGACAAAGAAUCUAUAAACAAUUUAGAUACUUCAUCAUCUGACUUCACUAUAUUACAGGAAAUUGAAGAGCCAUCUUUGGAGCCAGGUUUACCAUCCCGAACAUACCAGGAUCAUAGAGAUUGGAAACCCAGCCGUAUCACCAGAUCUGUGAAAGUGGCUAAGUUCUCAUGUGACAAAAUGUAUCGUUCUGUCGAAGAUGACUCGGAUACAAAAAGGCUUUCCAAAGAGGAAAAGGGUCGUAGCAGUUGUGGUAGAAAUUUCUGGGUUAGUGGACUUUCUUCUACAACCAGAGCUACAGAUUUGAAGAAUCUUUUCAGCAGAUAUGGGAAGGUGGUGGGCGCCAAGGUUGUGACAAAUGCCCGGAGUCCUGGAGCUCGCUGUUAUGGCUUUGUGACAAUGUCCACAGCAGAAGAGGCAACAAAAUGCAUUAACCACCUACACAAAACAGAGCUCCAUGGGAAGAUGAUCUCAGUGGAAAAAGCAAAAAAUGAACCUGCUGGGAAGAAAACCUCUGACAAAAGAGAUGGUGAGGGGAGGAAGGAGAAGUCGAGCAACAGCGACAGAUCUGCAAACUUUAAGAGGGACGAUAAAGCCGACAGAAAAGAUGAUGCUAAAAAGGCUGAAGAUGGAAGUGGAGAAAAGAGUAAAGACCAAGAUGAUCAGAAACCUGGCCCCUCUGAGCGAUCUCGAGCUACAAAAUCAGGAAGUCGAGGAACUGAGCGGACUGUAGUAAUGGACAAGUCGAAAGGGGUGCCUGUUAUUAGUGUGAAAACAUCUGGAUCCAAAGAGAGAGCUUCCAAAAGCCAGGAUCGCAAAUCGGCCAGCAGAGAGAAGCGGUCUGUUGUGUCCUUUGAUAAGGUCAAAGAGCCUCGGAAGUCAAGAGACUCAGAGUCCCGUAGGGUGCGCGAGCGCAGCGAGUGGGAGCAGCGCAUGCAGGCGCAGUGGGAGCGCGAGGAGCGGGAGCGGCUUGAGAUCGCCCGCGAGAGGCUGGCCUUCCAGCGGCAGCGGCUGGAGCGGGAGCGCAUGGAGCGGGAGCGGCUGGAGCGGGAGCGCAUGCACGUGGAGCACGAGCGCCGGCGUGAGCAGGAGCGCAUCCACCGUGAGCGGGAGGAGCUGCGGCGUCAGCAGGAGCUGCGCUACGAGCAGGAGCGGCGGCCCGUGGCGCGGCGGCCCUAUGACGUGGAUGGCCGGCGAGACGAUGCCUAUUGGCCAGAAGCCAAGCGGGCUGCACUGGAUGAGCGCUACCACUCUGACUUUACCCGCCAGGAUCGCUUCCAUGACUUUGACCAUAGGGACCGAGGCCGCUACCCAGACAGGAGAGAAGGUUCAAGGUCAAUGAUGGGAGAAAGAGAAGGACAGCAUUACCCUGAACGCCACGGAGGACCAGAGCGUCAUGGCCGAGACUCCCGUGAUGGAUGGGGCAGCUACGGAUCCGACAAGAGGAUGAGCGAAGGCCGGGGGCUGCCUCCUCCUCCCAGACGUGAGUGGGGGGACCACAGCCGAAGAAUAGAGGAUGACCGGACAUGGCAGGGCGCUGCUGAUGGGGGCAUGAUGGACAGGGAUCACAAGAGGUGGCAAGGUGGUGAAAGAAGCAUGUCUGGUCACUCUGGGCCAGGCCACAUGAUGAACCGGGGAGGGAUGUCAGGGCGUGGCAGCUUUACCCCAGGUGGGGCGUCCCGGGGCCACGUGAUCCCUCGUGGUGGAAUGCAAGGCGGGUUUGGAGGACAGAGCCGGGGGAGCAGACCCAGUGAUGCCCGUUUCACUCGUCGCUACUAAGUACUCUGAAUCCUGUGUUCCCGUCAUGUGGCAACAAGAAUAUGUUCUGUUAGGAGUUCUCUUAAACUGUGUAAAAAUAAUUUUUUUUAUCUGCUGCCAUAUUGUAGCUCAAUACAAUGUGAAUUUGGUUUUUGUUU
Molecule: messenger RNA, 2583 nt
Organism: Galeopterus variegatus (Sunda flying lemur)
Lineage: Eukaryota; Metazoa; Chordata; Mammalia; Dermoptera; Cynocephalidae
Product: scaffold attachment factor B1-like
Exons: 21
Coding region: 119-2446 (775 amino acids)
Biological process (GO): regulation of transcription by RNA polymerase II; regulation of mRNA processing
Cellular component (GO): nucleus
Molecular function (GO): sequence-specific DNA binding; RNA binding
Source: RefSeq, a predicted model, not a curated record